UCGGGGUCCGGCAUGGCCGCCACGCUGACUGUGGAGCCCGCGGGCCGCUGCUGCUGGGACGAGCCCGUGCGCAUCGCCGUGCGCGGCCUGGCCCCCGAGCAGCCCGUCACGCUGCGCGCGUCCCUGCGCGACGAGAAGGGCGCGCGCUUCCGGGCCCACGCGCGCUACCGCGCAGACGCCGCCGGCCACCUCGACCUGGCGCGCGCGCCCGCGCUGGGCGGCAGCUUCGCGGGGCUCGAGCCCAUGGGGCUCCUCUGGGCCCUGGAGCCCGACAGGCCGUUCUGGCGCCUGGUCAAGCGGGACGUGCAGACGCCCUUCGUCGUGGAGCUGGAGGUGCUGGACGGCCACGAGCCCGACGGCGGGCGGCUGCUGGCCCGGGCGGAGCACGAGCGCCACUUCAUGUCGCCAGGGGUGCGGCGGGUGCCGGUGCGCGCGGGCCGGGUGCGGGCCACGCUCUUCCUGCCGCCAGGACCAGGACCCUUCCCAGGGAUCAUUGACAUCUAUGGUGUUGGAGGGGGCCUGUUGGAAUAUCGAGCUAGCCUUUUGGCUGGCCAUGGCUUUGCCACGAUGGCUCUAGCCUAUUAUGACUUUGAAGAUCUCCCCAAGGAUUACAACACUGUAGAGCUGGACUACUUUGAAGAAGCCAUGUGCUACCUGCUUCAACAUCCCCAGGUAAAGAGCCCAGACAUCGGACUUCUGGGCAUUUCUCUUGGAGCUGAUAUUUGUCUCUCAAUGGCCUCAUUCUUGAAGAAUUUCUCAGCCACAGUUUCCAUCAAUGGCUCUGGGUUCAGUGGAAACAGAGACAUACACUAUAAGCAGACUAAGAUCCCACAGUUGGGCCAUGACCUGAGGAGAAUCAAGGUCACUUUCUCAGGCAUUCUGGACAUUGUGGAUAUACGCAAUGAUAUUGUAGGAGGGUGUAAGCACCCCAGUAUGAUUCCAGUAGAGAAGGCCCAGGGGCCCAUCCUCUUCAUUGUUGGUCAGGAUGACCAUAACUGGAGGAGUGAAGUGUAUGCCCAAAUAGCUUCUGAAAGGCUACAGGUGCAUGGAAGGGAAAAACCCCAGAUCAUCUCUUACCCUGGAACUGGGCAUUACAUUGAACCUCCUUACUUCCCCAUGUGCCCAGCCUCCCUGCACAGAUUAGUAAACAAAGCUGUGGUCUGGGGUGGGGAGCUCAGGGCUCACUGUAAGGCCCAGAUAGAUGCAUGGCAGCAAAUUCUGUCCUUCUUUCACAAACACCUGGAGGGUACCCAGAAGAGUACUUCCCCCAAAUUGUAAUGCAUUUGUUUGUGUUGACAUAUAAGAUUCAAGGUCAUAUUCUGGUGUUCAGUAACUUAUGUGAAUCACUUGUC
This is a messenger RNA of Castor canadensis (American beaver), 1352 nucleotides long. NCBI's taxonomy places the organism in Eukaryota, Metazoa, Chordata, Mammalia, Rodentia, Castoridae. The record is from RefSeq and is a predicted model, not a curated record.